AUGCUCACUGGAACUACCCUGACCUCUGGUAUUGCGGCCAUCCUCGCUUUGGCUCAUUCGGCAAACGCGGCACCCCAGGCCAUGAGACGUGCCACACCCGAGCUCAGCCUGACUGCUCAACUUCAACUCGCAGACACUGCCGUUGAUCGUUACAAACUUCUCCCAAAGGAUGAAGAUUUCGUCUUCGACUUUACCAAAAGCGAAGCCCCCUUUGCAAACCGCAAGAAUUUCCCUGCUCUCGUUGGAUCUGGAACCUCCUUCAGUAUGACAUCGCUACCAGCAUGCAGCAUGGCCUACCUCCACCUCCACCCUCGUGCCACAGAGCUCUUCGUCGUCAACUCCGGCCGGGUACUUAGCCAGAUGGUACCUGAAGUCGGCGUCGUUGACUCUGAGGGCAAGCAGCGAGUCAUCCAUGCCGAGCUUGGUCCAGGUAUGAUGACCAUCUUCCCCGCUGGCUCGUUCCAUACGCAAGUCAACCCGGAUUGUGAGCCCGCCAAUUUCACGGCGGCACUCACAUCUGAGGACUUUGGUAUUGGUUUGGUUGCGGCGGAGACAUUUGCGCUUAGUGAUGAUGUGAUUGCUGCGACUUUUGGACAGAGUAUUGCGGGUGAGGAUAUUGAGAAAGUGAGAAGUGCUAUUCCUGGGGAUGUGGUUAUUAAGGUUGAGGAGUGUUUGGCCAAAUGUGGUAAGAAGAAGCGUGAGGCUUGA
Messenger RNA from Penicillium brevicompactum, 708 nucleotides. Its product is annotated as germin family protein. Lineage: Eukaryota; Fungi; Ascomycota; Eurotiomycetes; Eurotiales; Aspergillaceae. The transcript has 3 exons. The record is from RefSeq and is a predicted model, not a curated record. Gene Ontology annotation, molecular function: manganese ion binding. Gene Ontology annotation, cellular component: cell wall. The coding region runs from base 1 to 708 and encodes 235 amino acids.